AUGUUUGUGAAUGGACCAAGAGCUUUUUCAUCACUCGAUUAUGCAAAGGAAGCAAACACAUUGUUGGAUAACUUAAGUCACUGUGACAACAUUCCACAUCUUUUGAUUCAUGGAGGAGAUGGCAGUGGGAGGUAUACAAGGGCAAUGCUCUUUUUACAGAACAUAUAUGGCAAAGGAGUGUAUAACAUCGAGUCUGGAGUGACUCAGAUUGUUGUAAAUAACAUGAAGGAGGAUGUGAAAGUGCGGUCGUCGUUAUUUCAUGUUGAAAUUGUCCCCAGCGAUUUGUUCAAUGGAGACAACGAAAUUAUUCAAGAGUUCGUCAAAAGUUUGACUAAUAUUCAAACCCUGACUUCUUUAUUCCAAAAAUUAACAAGUGGGAAACCCCCACCAAGGUACAGAGUAAUUAUGCUCUUCGAAGCUGAUUCUCUUUCUUAUGAAGCACAACAAUCACUGAGAAGAACAAUGGAAGUUGGGUCGACGUACUGUCGAUUUAUUCUCUUUUGUAGUAAUGUUUGUGGCAUGUUACAACCAAUACGGUCGAGAUGUAUUCUUGUACGAGUACCUUAUCCCAACAAAAAAUCAUUUAAGAGUCUCAGUAAGAAGCUGAAAGUAGAGAAAAAGGUCAUUGAAAUGGCAAAAGGGAAUUUGAAAGAGGUUGCUGCACUUAUCGAACAGAAGAAGAUUUUGGGUGUCAUCACUCCUCCACUGUUGGAACAACUCGUUCAUGAAAUUACACGCUCACUCAUGCAACUCAAAAGUAUCGAACACACCACUACACUUGCAAUUGACGCACUCACCCUUGUUGACCCUCGUGUCUUACUUCGUAACAUAUCCUGUUGUUUGAUGGAAGAGAAGAGUAUAUCUGAGGGGGACAAAAUCAAAAUAAUGAAGACGACGGCAUCAUGUGGGAGAAAUCUGUUUUUGGCACAAGACCCAUCAAAACACUUUGCAGCUUUCUUUGCAAACAUUGAAACAAUUUUAACUCCUCCAAUCGACUUGAACGAAGGCGAGGGUCUGUAA
Entamoeba invadens IP1 is the source of this 1020-nucleotide messenger RNA. Its product is annotated as replication factor C / DNA polymerase III gamma-tau subunit, putative. NCBI's taxonomy places the organism in Eukaryota, Evosea, Mastigamoebida, Endamoebidae. The record is from RefSeq and is a predicted model, not a curated record. The transcript has a single exon. Gene Ontology annotation, cellular component: nucleus; DNA replication factor C complex. Gene Ontology annotation, molecular function: DNA clamp loader activity. Gene Ontology annotation, biological process: DNA repair; DNA-templated DNA replication. Bases 1 to 1020 code for a protein of 339 amino acids.